CCGCCUUUCCUCCGUCCCCCUCCGUGCAGCCUCCUCGGCUCGUCGCUCCCGCCUGGAUCUCCCACCACCGCCGCCACCACCGCGCGCUACCGAGCACCAGCGGCGACCUGCGACCAGCAGGCCCAUGACGAUGAGGGGGCUCCUCCGGUGCGUGUCCACGGGGGCGUGCAGGGUGGCGCCGGGCGCCGUGGCGGAGCCGGUCCCGACUUCGCCGGGUUCUACCGGCGGGAAGGUCCCCGCGGGGCACGUACCCGUGGAGGUCGGCGCGGAGGGGGAGGAGACGCAGCGGUUCGUCGUCCCCGCCGAGCUGCUGGGCCGCCCGCCCAUCGCCGAGCUGCUCCGCCGCGCCGCGCAGGAGUACGGCUACGCGCGCCGGGGCCCGCUCCGCAUCCCCUGCCCCGUCGCCGCGUUCCGCCGCCUCCUCGGCGCGCUCGCCGGGACCGGCGCCGGGGCACCCGACGGGGCGCUCACGCUCGCCUACUUCACCGUGGUCGUCUGAGAUGAGACGAGAUCCCUAGCUAGCGUAGCGGGUUCCUUCUUCUUCCUUCCUUGAGGCGUGGCUGUGCAGAGGCGUGCGUGCGUGCGUUGUGCUGUCGGUGUUCUUGCUUGCUUCUCUAGAUUCCAUUUGUUUCUUCUUCUUCUUCGUUGCUUUUCUCGUCCCCUUUUUGGUGUAAUAAUAUUUAUGUAAAUAUGUAAAUUCAGAUCGAUGAGACGUUUAUUAUUCGAUAUAUAUACAGUGCUUGUAGCGUAA
Molecule: messenger RNA, 751 nt
Organism: Sorghum bicolor (sorghum)
Lineage: Eukaryota; Viridiplantae; Streptophyta; Magnoliopsida; Poales; Poaceae
Product: auxin-responsive protein SAUR71
Exons: 1
Coding region: 125-499 (124 amino acids)
Biological process (GO): response to auxin
Source: RefSeq, a predicted model, not a curated record